Molecule: messenger RNA, 1236 nt
Organism: Alternaria postmessia
Lineage: Eukaryota; Fungi; Ascomycota; Dothideomycetes; Pleosporales; Pleosporaceae
Exons: 2
Coding region: 1-1236 (411 amino acids)
Source: RefSeq, a predicted model, not a curated record
AUGGCGGAUCCAGCUGCGGUUUCUGAUGUGCCUCCUGUGGAAGAACCCGAAGCGCCUACCGAGCCAGAGCCCGCUCCAGAACCUCUAGCAGAGCCGCCUGCUAACCCAGCACCCGAAGAGGCUGCCCCAUCCACUCCUAAGCCUGUUGUUGAACCAGAACCAGAACCAGAAUCGCAAGCGGAGCCCGAGGCAGCACCUGAGAAGGCACCAGAGCCUGUAGUCGAAGCUCUGCCUGAGCCAACAGACGAGCCCAUAUCCAAGAACCCACCUGAGCCUGCUGCCGAGCUGGCGCCCGAACCUGCUCCCGAAGAACCAGUCGCAGAGCCGCCAGCCGGAGAGUCUGAAGCUGCACCUGCUCCGGUUCAACGUUCCAUGGAUCCUGAAAGGGAACCAGAGCCAGAGUCUGAAAGUGUUCCAGAAGAAUCGCCAGUAGAGCCGUCAGCUGAAGAACUGCCAACGGAACCUCGAACCUCAGAACCUGAAGCUACACCUGCUCCGUUGCAACGUUCUGUCGACCCUGAGCCUGAGCUACAUACUGAACCUGAAGCUGUUCCUGAAGAACCUCCAGCUGAAGUACCUGAAACAGAAUCCCCAAUCGAACCUUCACCAGCAGUACCCGAAGCGGUUCCACCAGCAGAGCCUGAGCCUACAGCAGAGCCAACGUUGCAAGUGCCAGCUAUAGCACCUGUCGAAACCGAACCUAUAGAACCCGCGCCAGCAAGUGAGCAAGUGCCUGAGCCUGCCGCUGCUCCUGAAGCUGAGGCCGAGGCUGAAUCUACACCUGUGCCUGUCACGAGGGUAGCCGAAGCAGAAGAAGGCGCUGGGGCAGUAACUGAGCCUGAAACCGUGGCAGAAGAACCCGAGCCAGCACCGGCUACUGAGCCUGGAGUUGCCCCUGAUUCCGGAGCAGCAGAGCCAGGAGCACCUACCGAACCUGCACCCGAACCAGAAGCCGCGCCUGCAUACACAGCUGCAGAGACAGAGGACGUGCCAACUACAUCUCCAGAAGCUCUUGCACCUGAACCCACACCAUCUGUAGCAGAAACAGAAGCACCAGCUCCUUCUGUGGCAACGACGACUGCAAAAACUCGCAAGCGCGACAAGGUCAAGCUACUUGCAGCUAUGCGUGCACCACCCGAGUCUGUUCCUAUCAUGGUGCUUCUCCGCCAGAAGAAGAAGGCUGGUGAGGAUGUCAAGGCUAUAGCAGACGCUAUGCUUGCAGCUGCAGGAUCGUGA